Molecule: messenger RNA, 1342 nt
Organism: Vidua macroura (Pin-tailed whydah)
Lineage: Eukaryota; Metazoa; Chordata; Aves; Passeriformes; Viduidae
Gene: DHDH
Product: dihydrodiol dehydrogenase
Biological process (GO): D-xylose catabolic process
Molecular function (GO): nucleotide binding; D-xylose 1-dehydrogenase (NADP+) activity
Source: RefSeq, a predicted model, not a curated record
CGGGAACGGGAACGGGAUCGGGAUCGGGAUCGGGACCUGGACUAGGAUCGGGACCGGGACGGGGAUUGGGAUCGCGAUUGAGACAUGGACCGGGACAUGGAUCGGGAUCGGGACCCGGAUCAGGACCGGGAUCGGGUCCGGGAACCGGAGCCGUGUCCCGCCCGGCGCCCCCCCAAAGCCCGGCCCGGGCCGCCCCCCGGCCCCACGCGCUGGGGCAUCUGCUCGGCCGGGGCCAUCAGCCACGACUUCGUGCUGGCCCUGCAGACCCUGCCCGCCUCGGAGCACACGGUGGUGGCCGUGGCCGCGCGGGAUUUGGGGCGCGCCCAGGCCUUCGCCCGGCACUUCGGGGUGCCCCGAGCCUACGGAUCCUAUGAGGAGCUGGCCGAGGACCCCGACGUGGACGUGGUGUACGUGGGGGCGGUGAACCCCGCGCACCUGCCCGCAGGGCUGCUGUUCCUGCGCCGCGGCCGCGCCGUGCUCAUGGAGAAGCCGAUGGCGCUCGGGGCCCGCGAGGUCGCGCAGCUCGUGGGGACGGCGCGGGAGCGCGGCGUGUUCCUGAUGGAGGGGUUCUGGACCCGUUUUUUCCCCGCCUGGCGCCGCCUGCGCUCGCUCGCGGCCGGGGGGGGCCCUGGGGACCCCCCCUGGUGCUGCGGGGGGAGCUCGGCUUCGCCCCUGGGGGGGGUCCCGCGGCUGCGCGAGCCGGGGCUGGGCGGGGGGGCCCUGCUGGACCUCGGUGGCUACGGGCUGCAGAUGGCACUGGCCCUGCUGGGGGGGGGCCAGCCCCCCACCUGUCUGCGGGCCCACGGCGUGCUGCACCCCACCGGCGUGGACGAGUCGGUGUCGGUGACGCUCGAGUUCCCGGGGGGGAACCUGGCCGCGCUCACCUUCUCCAUGGCCGCGGAGCUGCCGGGGGGGGCGGCCCUGGGGGGGCCGCGGGGCUGGGCCGAGCUGCCCAGCCACAUGAACUGCCCCACCGAGCUGCUCUGGGGGGGUCGCCGCGAGCGCUUCCCGCUGCCCCCCCCGGCCGAGCCCCUCAACUUCCCGCACAGCACCGGGCUGCGCUACGAGGCACAGCACGUGCGGGAGUGCCUGCUGCAGGGACUGACCGAGAGCCCGGAGAUGCCGCUGGCCGAGAGCGAGGUCAUCGCGCGGCUGCUGGACGAGGCGCGGGCGCAGGUGGGGGAGCGACUGUCCGGAGCGGCCGCUGACCCUCCCGAGUGACCACUGACCCUCCCGAGUGACCACUGGAGUGACCUCUGACCCCCCAGGUGACCCUGGAGUGACCAUGGCGGCUCUGGCGCCGCCUGCCCGUGGUUUAAUAAAAUCUCCAAAACCUCGGAAA